This is a messenger RNA of Fusarium tjaetaba, 1179 nucleotides long. Its product is annotated as sterol uptake control 2. Gene Ontology annotation, biological process: regulation of transcription by RNA polymerase II. The record is from RefSeq and is a predicted model, not a curated record. Bases 1 to 1179 code for a protein of 392 amino acids. Lineage: Eukaryota; Fungi; Ascomycota; Sordariomycetes; Hypocreales; Nectriaceae. The transcript has 3 exons. Gene Ontology annotation, molecular function: DNA-binding transcription activator activity, RNA polymerase II-specific; zinc ion binding.
AUGCCCCCGCGCUUGGGGUACAAAAAGUCUCGAAGGGGUUGCAUGCGCUGUAAACAACGACGCGUCAAGUGUGAUGAGAAGCAGCCUUGCUCAGCGUGCGAGAGACACGGCUUAUCCUGUGUCUACCAGGAACCCUCGGAAGUACGAAGAGGGCGUUCAGCUGAUAAGCCCGAUACCCUGAGAGAUGAUCGUCAGAAAAGCUCAAAUGCCGACUCGUCGAUCGCGAGCCCGGAUCCAUUGCCGUACCUAGCCAAGUUCGUCACAGGCCAAGAGUCAAUAGAGCAGAGCACUUGGCUCACGGAUCUUGAGCUGAUGCACCAGUAUUCAACGUCUACUUACCUUACCCUUCCGCGAGCAGAUGAACUUCGGCAGAUAUGGCAGAUCGAGCUACCCAGGCUAUCGCUGAGCCAUGUUUAUCUACUCCACCAAGUUUUGUCUGUGUCUGCAUUCCACUUGGCCUCACUGCAUCCAGAUCGACCAGAUUACGCUAUCUGUGCGUCACAACAUCAGAAUAAAGCUAUUGGUGGUCUUCGUUCAGCUGUCGCAUGCAUCACUGAAGAGAGCUGCGUGGAGAUCUUUUUAUCAUCCUCACUACUGGGUAUUGGGGCGUUUGCUGGUCUCGGCGCUCACAAUGCUGGACAACAGCCUCGCAUUGACGAUCUUCUCGAUGUUUUUGUGCUUAUUCGGGGCAUGAGCGACAUCUUGAACAGAUAUGAACCACUGCUCAAGGAGAGCAGGAUUGGGCAUCUAUUCGUCCUUGGAAGCCAGUCUAACUCAACGCCUCUUCUUGACGCCACGCUCACGCAGCUUCGACAAAUUGUCAUACCAGAUGGCUUCGACGACAGGGGAAUCGCGAUAUGUCAAGAAUCAAUCGCAUCAGCAAUCACAUGGACAGAAAAUCAUACCAGGGCAACGACUAAGCCUGAUGAACGAAUCGCCAUGACUUGGUGUUUAUCUGUCAGCUCCGAAUUUCUGGAUCUCAUCAGGCAGCGACACCCUGUUGCUCUUUGUAUCCUCGCGCAUUAUUGUGUCAUAUUGGAUCGAGUUGGAAGAUCACAGUGGUUCAUGAGGAAUUGGGGGAAGCCGGUACUGCAAGACAUUCGGAAUGAAAUGGGAGCACGAUGGUCACCGAUGCUGCAGUGGUGUUUGGCAGCUGUCGAAUGUGAGAAAAAUGCUUAA